Molecule: messenger RNA, 2120 nt
Organism: Ilex paraguariensis (yerba mate)
Lineage: Eukaryota; Viridiplantae; Streptophyta; Magnoliopsida; Aquifoliales; Aquifoliaceae
Source: the annotation of a GenBank genome assembly
CUCUCACUCGAUUUCGCAAUCGCACAACUUCCUUCCUUUCACAUCUUCCUGAUUUUUUAAGCCUUUGUUUACUCUCUCUCUCUCUCUCGUUAUUUUCAACUGUGUUUAUGGUUGGUGAGCUAAACUCCAGCUGCCAUGCAUUGACUUCUUAUAUUAGUGAUCAUGCCCAUUUGGAUUUUCUCUAACCUCUUUCCCUUCUUUCGAUUGUGGGUCUCCUCUUAAACCCCCCAAAAUGGGGAUUUUGAAAGGCUUAGCACUUUCAAGAUUGUUCCUUUGAUUCUAUUGAGAUCAUAAGAGGGAAUAGACAAUUUUUGGGGCUAUGAAGUGUUUCCCAUUCUAUAAUGGAGAUAAGAAGGAUGAACGGAAGACUACAAAGUCGAUUUCAGUUCAGUCCUCUACUUCCAUGUCAACUGAUUUUGAGGCGAGGAAAUCAGUGUCUGAAUUUAAUUCGCAGAACAUCUCGUAUACAAGCACCGAAUCCUCUACAAGGAUCUCAUUUACCAGUUUGUCUCCAAGGCCUAGUAAUCUCAGAGUCUUUGAAUUUGAGGAGCUGAAGGUGGCCACCAGGAAUUUUAGCCGUUCUCUUAUGAUUGGAGAAGGUGGAUUUGGUGGUGUAUACAGGGCUGUGAUACGGGAUAGAGAAGAGUCAAAUAAAAAGCUUGAUAUUGCUGUUAAACAACUUAGCCGAAGAGGGUUGCAGGGGCACAAAGAAUGGGUGACAGAAGUGAAUGUCCUUGGGGUUGUUGAACAUCCAAAUCUUGUCAAACUUGUGGGCUAUUGUGCUGAGGAUGAUGAAAGAGGGAUCCAAAGGCUAUUAAUCUACGAAUACAUGCCCAAAAGAAGUGUGCAAGAUCAUCUAUCAAGUCGAUUUCAGACACCUCUCCCAUGGGCUACUAGACUAAAAAUUGCCCAGGAUGCUGCUCGAGGCUUGGCAUACCUCCAUGAAGGAAUGGAUUUUCAGAUUAUUUUCAGAGAUUUCAAAUCCUCAAAUAUCCUCUUGGAUGACCAGUGGAAUGCUAAACUUUCGGAUUUUGGAUUGGCCAGGCUUGGCCCUUCUGAUGGAUUGAGCCAUGUCUCAACAGCGAUUGUAGGAACUGUCGGAUAUGCUGCGCCAGAAUACAUCCAAACUGGGCGUCUCACAUCCAAGAGCGAUGUGUGGAGCUACGGAGUCUUCCUUUAUGAACUCAUUACCGGUCGGCGUCCUUUGGAUCGAAACCGCCCUAAAAUUGAGCAAAAACUUUUGGAAUGGAUCAGACCACACCUCUCUGACGUGAAAAAGUUUGAACGGAUUUUAGACCCUCGGCUGGAUGGUAAGUACUGCCUCAAAUCUGCUCAAAAGCUAGCAGCUGUAGCCAACAGGUGCUUAGUGAGACAACCAAAGAUGCGCCCUAAAAUGAGUGAAGUAUUGGAGAUUGUGAACCGGAUUGUGGAGGCAACCGAAACUGAAAGCCCUGAAGCCCCAAUUCAGACUAUCACUACAGUAGAUGUUAAUGAAAAAUCCAUGGAAGGAUUGAAGAAAAGGUUCAUAAAUUCUACAAUCGGAGAAAACAGGUGCUUGGUUUGGCGAACUUGGAGACCUGAUUUUGUGAGAACCAAUUGAGCACAAAACAUACAAACAGCAAGGGACGAGACAGAUUUGCUUGGCAUAUGAGUAAAGAAGCCUAUGCAGCAAGGCAGCUUCUUUUUGUAUGUAUGUUUUCUUUGUGCUAUGCAAUUUCAGAGGUUUUUACUUAAAUUUUGACUCAUCUAGCAAUUUGUCGACCUCAAAAUUUUGUUGAUCGUUUGGAGUUUGCGAACUCAAAGGACUGCCACAUGACAACCUCAGCAACUUUACCAGUGGCAAUACCCCCACCUUUCCAAUCUGCAUCUGCAUCAUCUGCACCUUUCACCGCUGUUUCCUUUGAUGACGAUAACAUUUAAAUGAAUGUAUGAUAUUGUAAAGAAAAAAAUCCAGUCUGUUGAAUUGUUCUUCAAGCUUUCGGUUUCUCAAUAUUAAAGUCCUGGAUGAUAUAGAUUUGCAUAUAGCGUUGCUUUGCAUAUCAGGAAUGUGUGUGUAUCUUUUUUUCAGGAAGUGAAUGUGUUUAUAUCUUUGUUCUUGAUGAAGUUCUCUAUUUAACUAG